AUGGAUACCGAAUUUCCAGGGAUUGUUGCACGGCCAGUCGGGUCUUUCAAGCACCAGUCGGAAUUUCAGUACCAGACUCUACGUUGUAACGUGGAUAUGCUCAAACUGAUCCAGCUUGGCCUGACUUUUACGGAUGCAGAUGGUAACUUACCACUGAUAGAUGGAUACCACUGCAUAUGGCAGUUCAACUUCAGGGAGUUCAGCUUAAAGGACGAGCUUUACGCUCAAGAUUCGAUCGAGCUGCUGAAGCACAGUGGUAUCGAUUUCAAUACGCUCGAAGAACGUGGUAUAGAUGUCGUUCAGUUCGGCGAGAGUUUAAUGGUUAGUGGUGUCGUGCUAAACGAAGAUAUUCGGUGGUUGACAUUUCACAGCGGUUAUGACUUUGGAUAUCUCCUCAAGUUGUUAGUGAAUGCACCAUUGCCCGAGAACGAAACAGAAUUUUUCGAGUUGUUGCGGUGCUACUUUCCCUAUAUCAUCGACAUAAAGCAUCUCGUACAGUGCGUUGGCAACAUGCACGGUGGACUCAGUAAGCUCGCGGAGCACCUGAGCGUUGCAAGAAUAGGACCUCAGCACCAGGCUGGCAGUGAUAGCUUGCUAACUGCUCAUACCUUUUUCAAAUUGCAGAAAACACAUUUCAUGAAUGUUGACCUCAACCAGUUCGUUGGUACUCUGUAUGGUUUGGGACAAGACAGAGAGCUGAUGUCCAGCUCACAGGUGUAG
Molecule: messenger RNA, 720 nt
Organism: Ostreococcus tauri
Lineage: Eukaryota; Viridiplantae; Chlorophyta; Mamiellophyceae; Mamiellales; Bathycoccaceae
Product: Ribonuclease H-like domain
Exons: 2
Coding region: 1-720 (239 amino acids)
Cellular component (GO): P-body; CCR4-NOT complex; CCR4-NOT core complex
Molecular function (GO): poly(A)-specific ribonuclease activity; nucleic acid binding
Source: RefSeq, a predicted model, not a curated record